CCCUCCCUUAUCCACCUCAACAUCAAAAUCAAUCGUCUCCCACUUUCGGUGCCAAACCCAACCACCUCCAUCAUCUCCCUGCACCCCCGAGCCCACGCUUCCCCUGUCCCGCAGCACCAGUACCAGCACCACCGGCUAGCCAUGGACGGCAAGGACUACACCACACCGCCCACCGCUUCCGCGCCACAGGCCGAGGCCGGGGCGCCGCCGCACUCCUACCCCCCGACGCAGCACGCCAUGGACGGCAAGGACGCCACCGCGCCGCAGCCGGGACCGCAGGUCUCCUAUCCCUCGAUGGAACACGCCAUCGACGGUCUGGACGCCACCGCGCCACAGCCGGGAGCGCCGCCGCAUCCGUCUUCCCCCCUGACGCAGCAGGCCAUGGAGAUGGAGGGCAAGUACGCCGCCCCACAACCGGGCUUGGGAGCGCCGCCGCCUUCGUCCUCCCCCCUGGCGCAGCAGGCCACGGAAGGCAAGGACGCUGCCCCGACACCGCCCGCUGAGUCGGCGAGGUGGGGCACGCGGCAGAUGGGCCCGCCGGCGGCGCCGGGGGCGCACCCCGAGAACCAGCAGGCAGCGCAGUGGACGGCCUCGCGCGGCGACCAGGAGCUGCCGCCGUACGUCAUCAUGGGGGGACCGGAGCCGGCGGCGGCGGCGUCGGCGCGGCGGACGGACAAGGAGACCAAGGACAGCCCCAUGGAGCACAUCCUCGACUUCUUCAACGUCUGGAGCCGCAAGGCCGAGGAGCUCUCCUCCAACAUCUGGCUCAACCUCAAGACGGCGCCGUCCAUGUCGGACGCGGCGAUGGGGAAGCUGAGCCUGGGCGCCAAGGCCAUCACGGGGGGCGGCUUCGAGAAGCUGUACAAGCAGACCUUCGCCUCCGGCCCCGACGAGCACGUAAAGAAGACGUUCGCCUGCUACCUGUCCACGGCCACGGGCCCCGUCGCCGGCACGCUCUACCUCACCAACAUGAACGUGGCCUUCUGCAGCGACCGCCCGCUCUCCUUCACCGCGCCGUCGGGCCAGACCGCCUGGAGCUACUACAAGAUCAUGAUCCCGCUGGCCAAGCUCGCCGCCGUCGAGCCCGUCACGGCCAAGGAGAGCCCGCCGGAGAAGUACAUCCACAUCGUCACCGUCGACUCGCACGACUUCUGGUUCAUGGGCUUCGUCAGCUACGACAAGGCCGUGCACCACCUGGGCGGGGCCGUCUCCUCGUCGCAGCACCACGGCGCCGCUCCCGCCGCGGCGCCGGCGCCGGCACCCACCUACGAGUGAUUGGCUGAUUGCCGCCGUGUUCCAUGUUCGUGGCUCUCUGCUUUUCAUUGCCGUGUGUGUGCGCUCUGUUUUUCGGGCGGAUCUGUUUAGUGAGUGCUCUGGUGUGUAGUGGAUUUUCGUGUGGUUAUGUGCUGUUGUCUAUACGCUUGUGUUCUUCGGAGUUGGACAAUGUAUUUGAAAUUUGAGCAUGUUUGCUAGUUAUCCAUUC
Triticum urartu is the source of this 1483-nucleotide messenger RNA. Its product is annotated as GRAM domain family protein. NCBI's taxonomy places the organism in Eukaryota, Viridiplantae, Streptophyta, Magnoliopsida, Poales, Poaceae. The record is from RefSeq and is a predicted model, not a curated record.